Molecule: messenger RNA, 249 nt
Organism: Lathyrus sativus (Indian pea)
Lineage: Eukaryota; Viridiplantae; Streptophyta; Magnoliopsida; Fabales; Fabaceae
Source: the annotation of a GenBank genome assembly
AUGGCCAAAAAAUAUGAGGGACCUGCAAUUGGAAUUGAUCUUGGCACAACCUAUUCAUAUGUUGUUAUAUGGAAAGACAAAAUCAAAGGAGCUGAGACCAUUCAUAAUGAUCAUGGAAACAAUGCCACUCCUUCUUUUGUUACUUUCACUAAUGAUCAAAGGUUUAUUGGUCAAGCUGCAAAAGAUCAGGCUGCUUCAAACCCUGCCAACAUUGUCUUUGAUGCAAAGAGAUUGAUUGGAAGGAAAUAA